AUGGUCUCUUAUGCCGGUAAACUAGUUCUGGCUCCCAUGGUCAGAGCAGGGGAACUCCCAACAAGACUUUUAGCACUUCAAAAUGGAGCUGAUUUGGUUUGGUCACCAGAAAUUAUAGAUAAAAAGUUAAUCGCUACUCAUCGCAAAAUUAAUACAAAAUUAAAAACUAUAGAUUACACCAUUUCGAAAGAUGCGAAGGAGACUUUGGUGUUUCGUACGUUUCCUGAAUUGGAAUCUGGAAAGUUGAUCUUCCAAAUAGGUUCUGGCUCUCCGGAUUUAGCCGUAGCAGCAUCAUUGAAAGUAAUAAACGAUGUCGAUGGUAUCGAUUUAAACUGUGGAUGUCCUAAACAUUUUUCUGUCCAUGCAGGAAUGGGAGCCGCGCUAUUACGUAAACCUGACCUCCUUUGUUCCAUUUUGUCACAUUUAGUCAAUAAAGUCGGUAAUCCAUUCAAUAAACCAAUUAGUUGUAAAAUUCGUAUCCUAGAAAAUUCACAGGAUACAUUGGAUUUAGUCUCCAAAAUAUGUGUCACUGGUAUCAAAAAUCUUACCGUACAUUUUCGUACUCCAGAUAUGAGAAAUAGAGAAGCACCAAAUUACGAAUACAUUCACGAUAUUUACAAAAUUUGUAAGACUAAUAACGUAUCUUUGACAUUAAAUGGUAGCAUUAAAAAUAGAGCGCAUUUCAAUGAGAUUAAAAAGAAAUAUAAUUUCGACACUGAAAUUUCAGGUAUGAUUGCUGAUUGCGCAGAAACUAACCCAACAGUUUUCAGCGAAGCACCAUUAUAUUGGCCACAAGUGAUCAAGAAUUUUGUACAAAUUGCAACCAAAUUUGAUAAUAAUUUCGGUAAUACCAAAUAUAUGCUUGGUAGACUUGUCCCAGGAAAGUCUGUCUUCCACAAGACAUUCACACGCAGCAGGAAUCCGUCAGAAUUGAAUUACAUAGUAGACAAAUUAAACCUAGAGACUGGUGAUUUAGAUGACAUCGAUGCAAUUAACGAAUAUCUAGAUACGUGUAGAGAAGAAGAGAGCAAAGCGAAAAAGUUACAAAAUGAUGCUAACUCAAGAAAACGCCAACAGGAGUUAGCCACCACACAAUCCCCCAAUGAACAUGGACAAAAGUUAAAGAAAGUUAAAGAAGAAUGA
Kazachstania africana CBS 2517 is the source of this 1143-nucleotide messenger RNA. RefSeq names its product tRNA-dihydrouridine(20) synthase (NAD(+)) (gene SMM1). Lineage: Eukaryota; Fungi; Ascomycota; Saccharomycetes; Saccharomycetales; Saccharomycetaceae. Bases 1 to 1143 code for a protein of 380 amino acids. Gene Ontology annotation, cellular component: cytoplasm. The transcript has a single exon. Gene Ontology annotation, molecular function: flavin adenine dinucleotide binding; tRNA dihydrouridine synthase activity. The record is from RefSeq and is a predicted model, not a curated record. Gene Ontology annotation, biological process: tRNA dihydrouridine synthesis.